Molecule: messenger RNA, 1143 nt
Organism: Vanrija pseudolonga
Lineage: Eukaryota; Fungi; Basidiomycota; Tremellomycetes; Trichosporonales; Trichosporonaceae
Exons: 1
Coding region: 1-1143 (380 amino acids)
Source: RefSeq, a predicted model, not a curated record
AUGAAGCACGUCAAGGACUGGCAUAAACUGGAUACGGCUUGCUCAACCCGCCGGGAUGGCCGUCCAUGGAAGCGGCCCGUCACUGAUGAUGAAAAGCCGGUGCCGGAGGUCGAGAUCCUGUGGUCGUUUCCGCAGCAUGUAGAAGGCGGGAAAGCUGCUGGUGCCGAGACUCGGCCUCUGGCAGAGAGCGAGGAGGGACCUGAGACCAAGGGUGCAAAGCUGGAGAUUGGGGAGGGCCAUGCCCAGGAAGAGGAGCCCAAGGACGAGGAGCCCAAGGACGAGGAGCCCAAGGAAGACGAGGUCAAGGAUGACGACGACAAGCACGACGAGGUCAAGGAUGACGGGGGCAAGGACGACACGGGGGAUGAGGAUGAUUGGGAGACGGUUGAAGAGGAGACGAAGGACGAGGACCCCGAGGACCCCAAGGACCCCAAGGAGCCCGAGGACGCGAAGGACUCGGAGGAUGGGACGGAGGAUGAGUCGGAGGACAGUGACAGUGGAUCUGCAUCUGGAGUAGAUGGGACCGAUAAUCUCCGCACCGUGGAGGGCGAGCACGACGAGGAGCUUCGCCCAUACUACGACGAGGACAUCCCAGAGACCGACGACGAUAUUCCCGAAGAUUCUCCCCUUUCCCCAGGCAAGACUCGUGCCAAGCGCGUGGUGGUUCUCGGCAACCCCUCGGACCGCCGAAGUGCAUGGUACUUCAUUGACGAGACGGGCGACAUACUGGCCAUCGACAUCGACACCGCCCCCAGCCCGCAUCGCCUACGCGAGACGCAGCGCGUGGUUGGGCUAUCGCGGGAGACGUUCAUCUCGCAGCGUGUCCUUGCCCUCUUCGCCACCACGUCCAAAGACGAAGACGGAAAGAUCACCCUCCCCGCAUACCUGCAUCGCGCCGCCGUGGGAUGUAAGCGCUGCCAAGCGCUCCGCCACGCAUGCUACCCCCAGCUCGUGGUCGCCAACGGGAGGGUCACGUGGGAGAACGGCAGCUGUCUCGAGUGCAGCGCGGAGACGGUGAAGUGCGAGUGGGACGAGGUGGUGUGCCAGGCAGAGGUGAUGAGCAAGGACGGCGGGGUCGAGAUGACGCCGAGCACGCUCGACCCCCAUGUCAUCGUCGAGGUGGUCGCUUCCACCGCGAGUUGA